GCCCUUUGGCCUCUACUGGGGGCGUCCUGCUGCGUCAGCGAGUCACGUGACCGGGGUCGGAAGCGCUUCAGAUCCACGUUACUUUCAACGCAUCGCUCAGAAACUGGUCAUUGGAUGAUUUAGGCAUGUUCCUAUGUGUGCUGCUGCUGUUGGCCCCUCUGUGUGUGACCGCUGCCCAGGAUGAGGCUCACAAACCUGGGCACGUGUCUGUGGUGGUACUGGGGGGCACUGGAGACCUGGCCCGCAAAUACCUGUGGCAAGGAUUCUUCGAACUCUACAUAAACCAAGUCAGCAGUGGGCACAGUUUUUCCUUCUAUGGUGGAGGACUCUCACCUGUCAACAAGUCCACUCCUGUGCUUUUUGAGAUUUUAAAGAGCUUAAACUGCUCUAAAGAUGUUUCAAAAGAGCGCUGUGCCAUACUUAAAGAACAGUUCUUGCGUCUGUCAAAAUACAAGCAGCUUAAGACUCUAGAAGAUUACCAAGAUCUAUCUAAAAGCAUUCAAAAGAAGCUCGAACAAGAGGGGAUGGUUGAAGCAGGGAGACUGUUCUACCUCUCAGUGCCUGCUUUUGCCUAUGCAGAGAUUGCAGACAGGAUCAAUAGUACCUGUAGACCGUCAAAGGGAGCGUGGCUACGAGUGGUCCUGGAAAAACCUUUUGGGCAUGAUUUUAAAAGUGCACAAGUGUUAGCAACACAACUGGGAGCCUCGCUAAAGGAUGAGGAAAUGUAUAGAAUCGACCAUUACUUGGGAAAACAGGUGGUGGCAAACAUACUUCAGUUCAGGAUGCAGAACAAGAAGCACCUCGACCCAAUGUGGAAUAAAUACUUCAUCGAAAGAGUGGAAAUCGUUUUAAAAGAAACACUUGAUGUGAAAGGUCGCAUAGCGUUCUAUGACCAGUACGGAGUGAUCAGAGACGUUCUGCAGAACCAUCUCACGGAGGUCAUGACCCUGCUAACAAUGAGACUACCACUGAACCUGAGCAACAGCCAGGAGGUGCUCACGAACAAACUUAAUAUUUUCACAUCUCUGCUGCCCCUGAGUAAGAACCAGGCGGUGAUCGGACAGUACCAGGCCUACCAGAGAGAGGUCCAACAAGAGCUCAACAAAACCAAGGAACACGUCAGUCUGACUCCCACGUUUGCAGCUGUCCUGGCCCAUAUCGACGAGACCCAAUACGAAGAUGUCCCAAUUCUCAUGAUCUCAGGAAAACAGUUGGACGAGCGAGUGGGUUAUGCCCGGGUGCUUUUUAAGGACAACGUCUUCUGUCUCCAAAAUCAAAACAGCGUCCACUGCAAACCCAAACAGAUAGUCUUCUACUUUGGACAUGGCAACCUGAAGUACCCCGCAAUCCUUGUGAGCAAAAAUCUGUUCAAACCAGGUGUUAUUGACAACGAAUGGAAAGAAGUAACUGAACAUGAAGAUAAAAAUGUUACAGUUUUAGGGUUGCCUAUUUCAGACUAUUAUGUACAAACACCAAAAGUCCAAAAGGAAGCCUACACAGAGUUGAUUUCUCAUAUAUUAGCUGGACGAAGAAAUAGUUUUGUCAGUACAGAAAAUCUUCUAGCCUCUUGGGAUUUUUGGACCCCGCUUUUAACUAGCAUCACCAACACAUUCCCACGAAUUUAUCCAGGAGGUGAUGCAAACAAGGACAUGCUUGACAUCCUACUCAAAGGAAGAGACUUGAACUAUAUCAAUGAAGUGGUUCUAAUUAACAAUGAUCAAAAAGGUGGACAAACUGCUAAUACUGUCCAAAUCAUGCAGGGCAAAUUUCGGAAUGAUGAAAUGGUCUCAGGGUGGACGGAAGAGCUAAUAGAAAAGCUAGCAUCAGACAUAGAAGAAGCAGCAGAGAAGGCUAUUCUUGAAAGUGGAGUUUUUCAUUUAGCGGUAUCAGGCGGGGCGUCUCCAUUGGCGCUAUUUCACAGACUGGCUUUGCACCAUUUUGCGUUUCCGUGGAGAGAUACGCACGUUUGGAUGGUGGAUGAACGCUGUGUAGCUUUAAAUGAAUUUGAAUCGAAUUUUCAUAGCCUCCAUGACCACCUACUCCAACAUGUAAAGAUACCAUAUUAUAAUAUACACCCAAUGCCCGUUCAGCUAAACCAACGCCUCUGCGUGGAAGAAGACAAAGGAACUUGGUUAUAUGAAGAGGAGAUCAAGAAAUUCGUUAAUGCCUCUAGAUUUCAUUUUGUUUUAUUAGGUGUUGGUUAUGAUGGUCACAUAGCCUCUCUAUUUCCAGGAGUUAAACCAGAGCAUCAUGGGGAAAGUUUCGUUGUUUUAACAGAAAGCCCAGUAAAACCUCACCAGAGAAUGAGUCUAACUUUUAAUGCAAUAAACCGAGCACAGAAAGUGGCAAUUUUAUUAAUAGGAAAAUAUAAACACGAGGCAGUAAUACAGCUGAGCAGAGUGAAAGAGGAGACAACGCAGUGGCCCGUGACUUGGGUGAAGCCAGACAGUGGCAGUCUGAUCUGGUACAUAGACUAUGAGGCAUUGUUAGGGUAAACAUCGGAAAUUUUAGGUAUUAAAGGUACACUAUGCAACUUUUCUGUUGGAUGAUCUGCCAUCUGCUUGUGUCCAUGAAGAGGAUGUUGCUUUGCCUGGAAUGUUCCACAGUAUGAGAUUAUAAUUGCAUCUUUGUAUUUUUUUAAUUACGGGGGUUUUAUUGCCCAAAACCACAAGCAUUCUUACUGCAAGUGUGGUUGCCUCUCCACAGAUCUGACUUGUAAUUUGGCCUAGUGGUGUCGCCUGCUAGUCGCUAUGGAGUCACCCAAGUUCACUGCCGUAGUGUGGAACAUUCUAGGCAAAGCAAUAACAUCUUCACACAGACUAGUAGAAAAGUUACAUUGUGCACAAGAAAUUAAACUGCUGUAUGUAUUCAUAAAUAGGUGCUGGAAAAUAUGGAACAAAGUUUUCAUCAAAAACUAUAUUUGUGAGAAAUAAUUUAUCCACUGCCAGUUACUUCCCAGUGCAAACUAAAAGAAAAGUAUAUUCUCAGUUUAAAAGAAGUAUAAUGAUUUGGCCAGUUGCCAGUUGAGUAGUUGCUGACUGAACUGAAGCAUUAAAACUGAAUUUGCAUUUAUGGUUCAAAUGUUUUAUAAAUGUGUCAUUACCAGUUCUUAUUGCAACUCAUCACAGUAUUGGUGAAAAUAUUUAAGAAAAUAUAAUUUAUUUUAUUAAAGCAAAUGAGGUGUUGAAUGACAUGGUAAAAAGAAAUAUACUGUAUUUUGGACAAAUUUUAAGUUUAUUAUAUUUUAAAACAGAUGUUUGUAGGUCAUUUAUUCACAAUUCCAAAGAACUUUUGAGCUUGUAGAUUUAUAGGACAGUAAACCGAAUUAUCCACUAAAUGCUACUUUGAUUUGCUCCAAAUGGAAGUUUUGCCGUGGAUUUGACAAAUGAAUAUAUUUUACAAAGUGUGAGAGUGCUUGCUGAGUUUUAAUGGUUGAGACGGGUUUGAGUAAAGAGUGCUAAAUGAUUGUUUGAGCAUAUGUCCUCGUAAAACUUAAAAGGAACAAAACAGAUGUGGGUGCUCUUUAAAUCUCAGGAAGUUGUGUGUAUUUUUACAUAUACAUACAUUUUCUGUGUAAUCUUGGACUUUUAUAUAAUGCAAAAUGACUAUCUUUUACAAACUGUGACUGUUUACAUAUAGUUACAUCGUUUUUCACAAGAGACUUAACAGCAGUGGUUCUCAUCUGUUUUGGUGUUGAUCCUUAAUUGCCUUAUUGUGACUAAAGGACCAAAGUUAUUUUUAAAGUACACAUUUUACUGUGACAUUUGUAAAACUGUUACACUCAUCUUAAAAUUUUGAAUAAACUCUAGCUCAACCUCACUGUGACCUAAUUUGGGACCCAAUCCACCAGCUGAGAAUCACUGUUCCAAUUAAGAAUAUAUUUUUUAUGCAAGAACCAAAUGAACCUUGUGAACUCACUUAUAAGGAGAGAGGUGGAAAAAAUACACAAAGCUUUACUCAAGUGCAAGAAUUGUUACUAGAAAUUGAAAUUAAAACUGAAAUAUUUGUUUUAAAGUGAAGAUUGAGUUCAGUAUGACCAGAAAUACUUACAAGACAUAUUUGAAAUAUUAACAGUAUGUGAUAAAUUGCAGCCCUAGUCUCCAAACAAUAUAAUGAUCCUUGAUUGGCAAAUUUUGGUUGCACAAAGCACUGACUUUUCUUUAAGGGUUAAAUAAGUAAAUAAAACAAACUUGGGUAAUGUUAUCUUGUACGUUUUCCACCUCUUCUUGGAAUAUACACAAAUGCACCAGCAAUAAAUGCAGUUAUAUUCUCAUUA
This is a messenger RNA of Boleophthalmus pectinirostris (great blue-spotted mudskipper), 4276 nucleotides long. RefSeq names its product hexose-6-phosphate dehydrogenase (glucose 1-dehydrogenase) (gene h6pd). The transcript has 5 exons. The record is from RefSeq and is a predicted model, not a curated record. The coding region runs from base 126 to 2495 and encodes 789 amino acids. NCBI's taxonomy places the organism in Eukaryota, Metazoa, Chordata, Actinopteri, Gobiiformes, Gobiidae. Gene Ontology annotation, biological process: pentose-phosphate shunt; pentose-phosphate shunt, oxidative branch; glucose metabolic process. Gene Ontology annotation, cellular component: endoplasmic reticulum. Gene Ontology annotation, molecular function: glucose-6-phosphate dehydrogenase activity; NADP binding; 6-phosphogluconolactonase activity.